Messenger RNA from Symsagittifera roscoffensis, 6006 nucleotides. RefSeq lists its product as uncharacterized. The transcript is spliced from 14 exons. The coding region runs from base 1547 to 5275 and encodes 1242 amino acids. The record is from RefSeq and is a predicted model, not a curated record. NCBI's taxonomy places the organism in Eukaryota, Metazoa, Xenacoelomorpha, Acoela, Convolutidae.
CUAUAUGUUCAUUGUUUAAGGUUUUGCUCGAUGAAGGUAGAGCAUAUUUUAGCUAUUAGUUUGACGGAAAUUAAUAUUCUCCCCGAUUACCUCCUAGAAAAUCAUGUGGAACUGGAAAAAUUGUUAGAUAAUUUGAAGACAGAAAUUCAAUCACAAGAACAGGUUCUCAUCACUCUGCGAUCUCCUUUGAAGUCUUUUUUAGCCUCUGUAACAGUGGGCGUGUUUGUUCACGAGUUGGAGCCUCCAUCCUUUGCGUUGACUCUUGAAUCUUACGACGUGAAGAGGGGUUCUAAAUUGGAGCAGUUUGCAGCUGGAUUAGCUAUGACGGAAUGGCAUGGAGUGAGACAACUGAGUGUAAUGUGUACACAGAUUGCAGUUAAUUUUAAAACAAUGGAUGCCAAUGAAAGGUGUUUAUUCACUUUUCGACUUCCGUAGAGUUUAAAAUUGUUAGAUAAUUUCAAGACAGAAAUUCAGUCACCAGAACAGGUUCUCAUCACUCUGCGAUCUCCCUUGAAGUCUUUUUUAGCCAAUGUAACAGUGGGCGUGUUUGUUCUUGAGUUGGAGCCUCCAUCCUAUGCGUUGACUCUUGAAGCUUACGGCGUGAAGAGGGGUUCUAAAUUGGAGCAGUUUGCAGUUGGAUUAGCUAUGACGGAGGGGCAUGGAGUGACACAACUGAGUGUAAUUUUCACACAGAUUACAGCCAGUUUUAAAACAAUGGAUGACAAUGAAAGCCUAUGUAACAGUGGGCGUGUUUGUUCACGAGUUGGAUCCUCCAUCCUAUACGUUGACUCUUGAAGCUUACGACGUGAAGAGGGGUUCUAAUUUGGAGCAGUUUGCAGCUGGAUUAGCUAUGACGGAGGGGCAUGGAGUGACACAACUGAGUGUAAUUUGUACACAGAUUACAGCCAAUUUUAAAAAAAAAUGGAUGACAAUGAAAGAACAGAAGACUGCUGCCAUGCUGAACAGUCGAACACCAGCACUUCCCAAACUGUUUCCUUGCGCAAAGAAAACACAAAAAAUGAACAGAAUAUAAACAGGGGGAAAAAUCGACCAAGGUUUCAGAUAGCAAGCUUCCCAGUAUGAAAUCAGCUUUGGAUGUUAUCAAUCGUAUAGAGUGGGAUGAACAACUGCCCUCGGAGAACUUCUUGGUAGGAUAUUUGGACAGCUUUCUAGGUACAAUUGAGCGACCAUUCUCCUCGUUUGAUUGGAGCCUAGAUAUAUGUGACGUGGAAACCGGCAAAAAUCCGUCAGCAGUGCCUCAACACCGAAUACAAUACUUCAAGUACAAAGACGCCAAAGUCUGGGACAAGGAGCUGAGGCUAGAUCUUGUUUUUGGGUCUACUGGCAACGAGAAAAGAUACACGAACUUAUCACCGAAUUGGGAAGAGAUGAGUUCGACUUCCUGAAGUAUGCAUCCAACACUGAAAAAGAGGAAAUAGUUCAAGACGUUUACCAAGUAGAUUGGGCAAAACCUCAAGUUCAAGAGCAGGUACCACAUGGGGGCGAUUUCGAAAUAAUAGAACCAGAUGAAACAGUUUCAGAUAGUAUGACUUCUGAAAUGAAUCGAGCUAUUGCGGAGGGGCAGCAGACGAAAAAGAAAAAGGUUUGGCCGAAUGAUUUUUUCUGUAUUCGAAUUGACAAUCCUCAAGUUCACGCUUAUCACGAAGAGUUCUGCCGCAAGUACUUUAAUGAACACCCAAAUGACAUUAAAAAGAACAAAUGCACGCCUUCCACUCUACAUAUCACUCUGGGACUCCUUAGAAUUGAGAAGGUGCGGCAGUAUGAACUGGCAAUCCAACUGAUGUCGGAUCUGGUGGACCUGAAUUUACUUCACCCAAUUAAGCUACCCUUUGAUCUUCAAAUAGACGGCAAGCUACAUUGUUUCGGAAAAACGGUUGCAGUUAUUCUGUUACAGUCUGAGAUCCUGCAGCAAAUACAUAGGAGUCUCAAAAAUCUAUGUGCCGAAUACGAGCUGGACUUCAUUGAAGACCACGAUGACUUCAAUCAGCAAGAUUUAACAGAAGACUGCUGCCAUGCUGAACAGUCGAACACCAGCACUUCCCAAACUGUUUCCUUGCGCAAAGAAAACACAAAAAAUGGUACAAUUGAGCGACCAUUCUCCUCGUUUGAUUGGAGCCUAGAUAUAUGUGACGUGGAAACCGGCAAAAAUCCGUCAGCAGUGCCUCAACACCGAAUACAAUACUUCAAGUACAAAGACGCCAAAGUCUGGGACAAGGAGCUGAGGCUAGAUCUUGUUUUUGGGUCUACUGGCAACGAGAAAAAGAUACACGAACUUAUCACCGAAUUGGGAAGAGAUGAGUUCGACUUCCUGAAGUAUGCAUCCAACACUGAAAAAGAGGAAAUAGUUCAAGACGUUUACCAAGUAGAUUGGGCAAAACCUCAAGUUCAAGAGCAGGUACCACAUGGGGGCGAUUUCGAAACAAUAGAACCAGAUGAAACAGUUUCAGAUAGUAUGACUUCUGAAAUGAAUCGAGCUAUUGCGGAGGGGCAGCAGACGAAAAAGAAAAAGGUUUGGCCGAGUUAUUUUUUCUGUAUUCGAAUUGACAAUCCUCAAGUUCACGCUUAUCACGAAGAGUUCUGCCGCAAGUACUUUAAUGAACACCCAAAUGACAUUAAAAAGAACAAAUGCACGCCUUCCACUCUACAUAUCACUCUGGGACUCCUUAGAAUUGAGAAGGUGCGGCAGUAUGAACUGGCAAUCCAACUGAUGUCGGAUCUGGUAGACCUGAAUUUACUUCACCCAAUUAAGCUACCCUUUGAUCUUCAAAUAGACGGCAAGCUACAUUGUUUCGGAAAAACGGUUGCAGUUAUUCUGUUACAGUCUGAGAUCCUGCAGCAAAUACAUAGGAGUCUCAAAAAUCUAUGUGCCGAAUACGAGCUGGACUUCAUUGAAGACCACGAUGACUUCAAUCAGCAAGAUUUAACAGAAGACUGCUGCCAUGCUGAACAGUCGAACACCAGCACUUCCCAAACUGUUUCCUUGCGCAAAGAAAACACAAAAAAUGAACAGAAUAUAAACAGGGGGAAAAAAUCGACCAAGGUUUCAGAUAGCAAGCUUCCCAGUAUGAAAACAGCUUUGGAUGUAAUCAAUCGUAUAGAAUGGGAUGAACAACUGCCCUCGGAGAACUUCUUGGUAGGAUAUUUGGACCGCUUUCUAGGUACAAUUGAGCGACCAUUCUCCUCGUUUGAUUGGAGCCUAGAUAUAUGUGACGUGGAAACCGGCAAAAAUCCGUCAGUAGUGCCUCAACACCGAAUACAAUACUUCAAGUACAAAGACGCCAAAGUCUGGGACAAGGAGCUGAGGCUAGAUCUUGUUUUUGGGUCUACUGGCAACGAGAAACAGAUACACGAACUUAUCACCGAAUUGGGAAGAGAUGAGUUCGACUUCCUGAAGUAUGCAUCCAACACUGAAAAAGAGGAAAUAGUUCAAGACGUUUACCAAGUAGAUUGGGCAAAACCUCAAGUUCAAGAGCAGGUACCACAUGGGGGCGAUUUCGAAACAAUAGAACCAGAUGAAACAGUUUCAGAUAGUAUGACUUCUGAAAUGAAUCGAGCUAUUGCGGAGGGGCAGCAGACGAAAAAGAAAAAGGUUUGGCCGAAUUAUUUUUUCUGUAUUCGAAUUGACAAUCCUCAAGUUCACGCUUAUCACGAAGAGUUCUGCCGCAAGUACUUUAAUGAACACCCAAAUGACAUUAAAAAGAACAAAUGCACGCCUUCCACUCUACAUAUCACUCUGGGACUCCUUAGAAUUGAGAAGGUGCGGCAGUAUGAACUGGCAAUCCAACUGAUGUCGGAUCUGGUGGACCUGAAUUUACUUCACCCAAUUAAGCUACCCUUUGAUCUUCAAAUAGACGGCAAGCUACAUUGUUUCGGAAAAACGGUUGCAGUUAUUCUGUUACAGUCUGAGAUCCUGCAGCAAAUACAUAGGAGUCUCAAAAAUCUAUGUGCCGAAUACGAGCUGGACUUCAUUGAAGACCACGAUGACUUCAAUCAGCAAGAUUUAACAGAAGACUGCUGCCAUGCUGAACAGUCGAACACCAGCACUUCCCAAACUGUUUCCUUGCGCAAAGAAAACACAAAAAAUGAACAGAAUAUAAACAGGGGGAAAAAAUCGACCAAGGUUUCAGAUAGCAAGCUUCCCAGUAUGAAAACAGCUUUGGAUGUAAUCAAUCGUAUAGAGUGGGAUGAACAACUGCCCUCGGAGAACUUCUUGGUAGGAUAUUUGGACCGCUUUCUAGGUACAAUUGAGCGACCAUUCUCCUCGUUUGAUUGGAGCCUAGAUAUAUGUGACGUGGAAACCGGCAAAAAUCCGUCAGCAGUGCCUCAACACCGAAUACAAUACUUCAAGUACAAAGACGCCAAAGUCUGGGACAAGGAGCUGAGGCUAGAUCUUGUUUUUGGGUCUACUGGCAACGAGAAAAAGAUACACGAACUUAUCACCGAAUUGGGAAGAGAUGAGUUCGACUUCCUGAAGUAUGCAUCCAACACUGAAAAAGAGGAAAUAGUUCAAGACGUUUACCAAGUAGAUUGGGCAAAACCUCAAGUUCAAGAGCAGGUACCACAUGGGGGCGAUUUCGAAACAAUAGAACCAGAUGAAACAGUUUCAGAUAGUAUGACUUCUGAAAUGAAUCGAGCUAUUGCGGAGGGGCAGCAGACGAAAAAGAAAAAGGUUUGGCCGAAUUAUUUUUUCUGUAUUCGAAUUGACAAUCCUCAAGUUCACGCUUAUCACGAAGAGUUCUGCCGCAAGUACUUUAAUGAACACCCAAAUGACAUUAAAAAGAACAAAUGCACGCCUUCCACUCUACAUAUCACUCUGGGACUCCUUAGAAUUGAGAAGGUGCGGCAGUAUGAACUGGCAAUCCAACUGAUGUCGGAUCUGGUGGACCUGAAUUUACUUCACCCAAUUAAGCUACCCUUUGAUCUUCAAAUAGACGGCAAGCUACAUUGUUUCGGAAAAACGGUUGCAGUUAUUCUGUUACAGUCUGAGAUCCUGCAGCAAAUACAUAGGAGUCUCAAAAAUCUAUGUGCCGAAUACGAGCUGGACUUCAUUGAAGACCACGACUUCAAUCAGCACUUAACUCUUGUUAAGUUCAGAGGUGGUGACUGCCAGUUCGACACCAAUUUUAUAAACCAACAAGAAUGUCCGCAGCUGACACCGGAAUCUAUACAAGUGUCGAAACUUCUAUUGUGUGCCAUGGGCGAAAGGGAAGAAGAUGGAUUUUACAGAGUAAUAUCACAAUGUGGAGUUGAAUAAAAUUCUUAAUCAAGAGCUCAUCUUCCAUUCAAAUGUGUUCAUCAAUACUUUAAUCUCUCUUCUAAAAUUCAGAUGUAUCAUCAUGAAUAGGCGCUGGAAUAAAAUGGGUUAUUUUUUUAUUUCGUUUUCAUCUAGAAAAUACUUUGACGAGUGCUCACUAAAACUUGUGCUGUUUUUGUUUAUUUCAUCUUUUCAAACUAGAAGCUGACAAUUCUAUAUAGAGAUAUUUUGUUUUACAGUAGAUAAUUAUUAGAUUUCUCAACUCAUUUGCGAAAAUUUUGGUUUUAAAUCACCUGAGUUUGAAAUUCUUAGAGCAAUAAUUUCUUCGUAUGUGCUAACGGGACUUUUCCCGUAAACUACUUCGAUCUCAAAAUGGUCAAUUUAGUAAAUUGUCGUUUCUAAGUUCCUUGUAAUGUACAACCUACAUCUUACACGCACUUUUUAUUUAGGAUUCGCAAUUUAUUUUUAAGUGGUGCAUGCAAGUCUUGUGAUUUUUACCGAAAAAGUUUCGGAUUAUUUUCAGACUAUUGGGUGUCGGCUUCAAUUCUGUUGGUUGAAUUACCUCAUGUGAUUUUUUUUCUAAUAGUUUUUACGAUUGCGAUAAGCAAGCCUUAUCAAACUGGAAUAUACUUUUUUCUAGUUAACAACUAGUUUAACAGAAUGAUUUAAAUCAUUUGAUAGCUUGCUUUAUUAAUGAAGGUAAUUUUCAUGAAGUGUGGUGGUAGUGUGCG